Messenger RNA from Sodiomyces alkalinus F11, 1771 nucleotides. RefSeq lists its product as hypothetical. Bases 268 to 1542 code for a protein of 424 amino acids. The record is from RefSeq and is a predicted model, not a curated record. The transcript has 2 exons. Lineage: Eukaryota; Fungi; Ascomycota; Sordariomycetes; Glomerellales; Plectosphaerellaceae.
CCUUAGUGAACUGUGACCGUGGAGGCGGCGGAGAAAGGGAAAAGAAACAGAAACUACGAUCGAUGGCCUUCACCGCUGCGAGGAAAGAAAGACCGAAAGCCCCUUCCUCUCCCUCAAGACCUUGAAUAGGGUACCUAACUGUCAACUGUCAACACGGGCUCGUUUAUUUAGCCCCCCGCGGGGACGAAACAUGCCAUCAUGCUCAUGCUCUUCGCACAUCGCCUUUUUUUUUGGCCUUUUCCAUCAACACAGUAUCGUUCCACCUAAAUGAUUGAAACUCCUAUCCCAGGAUUCGACUUGUCCCCAGCCGCAUUUUUCGCCCUCGCCGACCUCCACAGCAUCCCUGACCGUACAGCCUUCAGAGGCGGCGUAUCCAUCUUCGAAGUCCUUAUUCUGGCCCCAGGGCUGCAAUACCAGCAAUCCGCGGACACCAUCUACGGCUUGUACACUCGCUUCCCCAAAGCCUUCGAGACGGGCCAACGCGCCGCCACCUCCGAGGGCCAGACACCCACGCCUGAUCCUGCCGGGGUCCGACAUUGGCCCGUCCACAACCACGCCACUCUGCGGUUUCUCCAGCGCGUAGUCGAGAGCGACGACUUCCCAUGCUCCGUCACGCCUCUCACUACCGCAUCCGGGGAUGACGGACGCAGAUUGGAAGAAUCGGCGCUAGUCGGGAACAACGGCUGGGCCUCUACCAAGCGCGUGUGGACUUUCAACGUCGGUCUUGAAGUUUGGCCGGAGAUGAUCCCGUCCACGACGUAUCUCGACGCCUUGAGGAAGCGAACUCCUCAGCCCAGGCCUGGGAGCAAUGAGAAGCUCACCGAGCAGCCGGACCACUCGGUGAAGGAGGACAGGGCAUGGAUUCUGGCCGAGAUUGCUAGCCAUUUUCUAUACCUCUGUACCCCCCUCCUCACCAUUAGCGCCGUGAUCCUGUGUAUUGUGUCGACAGACUGGUGGGGCUUCAGCGUCAUCCUCAUGCUCAUCUUUUCCCGCGCCAUCAACAUUAUGAUCAUUGAAGAGCGACAUGAUCCCGAUUCCGUCGCGAUGGACGCUAUCCCAAUCCCAGUCAUGGCCGGCCAUACCAUAACUGUAACCCCUUUCGAGCCCGCCUCAGUCCACACCACAACAUCCGCAUUCGCCCUGCCGUCGACGUACUGGAACCAACGCCGCUCCCGGAGGACGGAAGGAAAAGCAAGAACCGAAUAUACCAUACCUCUCUCCCCGACCUCCAUCGUCGUCCUUCGCGGCACGCGUCAGGACCUUCAAGCCGUCACCACGUGCGGGUUCCUCAGUCCUCUAAGCCGGAGACAGGGCCUCCUCGAAGGCGUCGCCAAGUCCUUCAUGUACCUCGCCGCCGCCCUUAGCGGGAACCUCAGUCAGAUGGGCGCCAUCGCGCUGGCCAUUCUCCUGCUGACCAGCGCCUCCAUGUUGGGUAUCAGCAACUUCUUCGUCCGUUGCCUCCGCGUCAAUGGACGUGUGAUGUACCCGACUCCCGCAAACCACCGAGGGGCCAGAUCCUGGGAUCCCGCCUGUACGUUGUAACUUGAAAAGAAUUCAGCACUUAUGUCUUAGAAAAGCACAAGAUAGAUAUGAAUAAGAAGAAAGUAUGGGUAUAUUUUCCCCCCGCCAUCUGACGCCUUUGGAGAGAUUGAUGAUCCUAUCCUGAUGAUGAAUGAAAAAAGAGAACAAAUGAAAGUGUAGGAAGAGAAAUGACAGAAAAUAAAUCAAAGGAAUAAAAGAAAAAGAAGAGAAGAGAAAUAGAAGAAGUAAA